Equus quagga is the source of this 2869-nucleotide messenger RNA. Its product is annotated as AT-rich interactive domain-containing protein 3B. Gene Ontology annotation, biological process: regulation of transcription by RNA polymerase II. Gene Ontology annotation, molecular function: DNA binding. The transcript has 9 exons. The coding region runs from base 201 to 1898 and encodes 565 amino acids. Gene Ontology annotation, cellular component: nucleus. Lineage: Eukaryota; Metazoa; Chordata; Mammalia; Perissodactyla; Equidae. The record is from RefSeq and is a predicted model, not a curated record.
CUUCCGGUGCGGGCCCCGCCCCGGCUGUGGACCCCGGCUGCGGAGAAGUCCGAGACGCAGCUGCCGCGCCGGGGCUGAGCGGCCGCCUCCUGCACUGCGGGCGGACCGGAGCGCCCCGCGCAGGUUUAGGCCCAGUGUGCCUGCUGGGCUGUGCCCACAUUCAGAGCCAUGCCAAUCUGUGGGUGAAGCUUGAGGUAGUGAUGGAGCCACAGCAGCAGCAGAAGCAGCAGCAGCAGCAACAGCAGCAGCCGCCGCCACAGCCGCCACCAGCACACCUGGCUGCUCUGCAGAUGGAUACCAGAGAGAAACAGGGACAGCAGAUGAGAGAAGCCCAGUUCUUGUAUGCCCAGAAGCUGGUCUCACAGCAGACUCUCUUUUCUGCCACACCUGGGAAGCCUUCUGGUAGCCCUGCCCUUGGUCCCUUAGCCAGAGUUCCGCAGGCCCCAGCAGUGACCCGAGUUUUUGAACGGAGCAGUGUGAACUCAGAGCCUGAAGAAGAGGAAGGAUGUUUGGAAGAUGAGGAAGGGGAUGACGAAGUUACAGAGGUGGCUGAGAAGGAGGCCCAGGCUGCUUCAAAAUAUUUUCAUGCGCAGAAACUGGCUCGCCAAGACCCCAGAGCAACACCUGUGUCUGGUCUACUUCCAGCACCAGGGCUCCCACCACAUGGACAGCAAGCUAAAGAAGACCAUACCAAAGAUGCUUCCAAGGCCCCACCUUCAGUCUCCGCAGCUGGGCAGCCAAGCUGGAAUCUGGAUGAGCAGCUCAAGCAGAAUGGUGGUUUGGCCUGGAGUGACGAUGCGGACGGAAGCCGGGGACGAGAAAUCUCUCGAGAUUUUGCCAAGCUGUAUGAACUGGACGGUGAUCCGGAAAGGAAAGAGUUCCUGGAUGACCUUUUUGUCUUUAUGCAGAAGAGGGGGACCCCCAUCAACCGAAUCCCCAUCAUGGCCAAGCAGAUCCUGGACUUGUACAUGCUCUAUAAGCUGGUGACGGAGAAGGGGGGCCUGGUGGAGAUCAUCAACAAGAAGAUCUGGAGGGAGAUCACCAAAGGCCUGAACCUGCCCACAUCUAUCACCAGUGCCGCCUUCACCCUGAGGACACAGUACAUGAAGUACCUCUAUGCCUACGAGUGUGAGAAGAAAGCCUUGAGCUCCCCAGCUGAGCUCCAGGCAGCCAUUGAUGGCAACCGGAGGGAGGGCCGGCGGCCCAGCUACAGCUCCUCUCUCUUUGGCUACUCGCCCACUGCUGCCACUGCUGCGGCUGCCGGGGCCCCUGCCCUUCUCUCCCCACCAAAGAUCCGCUUCCCCAUCCUUGGACUGGGCUCCAGCAGUGGCACCAAUACCAGCAGCCCUCGGAUAUCCCCAGCCACCACUCUCAGGAAAGGUGAUGGAGUCUCAGUGACAACAGUGCCCGUGCCAAAUCGCCUGGCUGUGCCUGUGACCUUGGCAGGCCAGCAGGCCACUACCCGGACGGCCACGCUGGAGCAGCUGCGGGAACGGCUGGAGUCAGGGGAGCCCCCUGAGAAGAAGACAUCCCGGCUGUCGGAGGAGGAGCAGCGCCUGGUACAGCAGGCCUUCCAGCGCAACUUUUUCAGCAUGGCACGGCAGCUGCCCAUGAAGAUCAGGAUCAACGGCAGGGAAGACAGAUCAGAGGCGUCGGCUGCAGCACUGAACCUGACCACGAGCAGCAUUGGGAGCAUCAACAUGUCUGUGGACAUCGAUGGUACCACCUACACAGGUGUGCUGUUUGCCCAGAAGCCUGUGGUCCACCUCAUCGCGGGAUCUGCACCCCAGAGCAUCGGCAGCAGCGCCAGCAGCAGCAGCAGUUCACACUGCUCACCAAGUCCUACCUCAUCUCGGGGCACCCCCAGUGCAGAGCCCUCCACCAGCUGGUCCCUCUGAAGGGCAGACCCAGCUUCCCAUUCCCCACUCUCCUGUUGAGAGUGAAGGAAGCUGAUGCACAGAAUUUACCUCAUCUCAUGGAGCCCACGUCAAACACCAUUUGGCCAGAUGUUGAGAGUUUGGACAUGUCUGUCUGUCCAGGCUCCAUUCGGGUCCUGCUGUACUCUGGGGACAGGGGGAGGCUCGAGGGGCAGGACAGGGCAGCGUUGUCCAAUCAGGGAUUGUCCUGGAGAACUGGGUGGGGUCUGUGGGCAUCCAGCUUCCUCCAGGGUUCCCAGGCCACCUCGCAUCCCGGGCACAGUGUAUCGACAAUCUGUAAGCCGACACGGGGCUGGAGGCCUUCCAUAUUCCUUUCCCUUUAAUUUAUUUCCCUUCCCCUCCCUUCUGCCAUGACCCCAGGGUCACUGGUCUCUUCCCCUGCUCAGUCCCCAGUCUGUAACUCCCCUGUGGGGCUGCUGGGAGCCAAGAGCAGGCCUCCAUGGACUUUCUCUGCUGGGCAUGGGAUAGGGCCGUCCAAGCCCACCUUGCCUACCAUGUUUGGUUCCUAGGGUGUGGGUCCCUCAGAUUCAAGUCUUGAAGCAGUCCUCAGGGCCCCACUUGCCCCUUUUAAUUGUCCCAGGAAAGGUCACCUGCGGGCAGUCCUCAGGUCCCAGGGCCUACUGGGCAUCUGCUGAGGGAGAGGCGGGGCCUCGGGGCUGCCCAGGCAGGUCCUGGCACCCACUCCACACUGACCCUCCCGACCCUCCCAGAUCUCACGUUCCCCACUCUCCCUUGUUGGCCAGCAGUCCCGAGAACAGCCCACUUGUCCCUUGGGCCUCCCUUCUUCUCAUGGGGCCGUCUCAGCCCCAGCAUCCCCAAACCUGCUGAUGUCAGGUUCAUUGAAAUACCUCAGAUUUGUAAUUGUUGAUGUUUGAUUCUUCAGGAAGUAUUUGCAUUUCUGAAAUCUUUUUUAUAUGUGUUUUGCUGACUUU